GAUAUAUUUUAAAUAAAAUAGCUUUUGAAGCUAGUAAAAAACACAAUAUAUGUAGUGAAAAAAAAAAAAUUAAAAAAAAAAAAAAACUCGUGAAGGAAAAGUUUACAUGCUAUGGAACAGGAAGAUCGGAUUUAAUGAAAAAAACAGUUUUUGGUUCAUCGUACAAGGCAAAAAGAUUAAAACCUUAACAUCGUGCAUUCGGUGACUCGGAACAACGUGUUAGUGAAAGCACGUGGAAGUGGAAAAGUGAAUGAUAUCGUUUAACAUCGUGGAAAAGAAUUUAUAUCGUACAAAAAAAAAAACAAAAAAAACAAUUUCAUUAAAACUUAAACAUCGUAAAAUUAACAUUUGAUAAUCCUAAACAUCGUGGGAGUGGAAAAGUGAAAGAGAACGUUUAAAUCGUGAGAAAAAUUUUUUAUCGCAUAAAAUAAAAAGAUCAAAACUUUAACAUCGUAAAUUAAACAUUCGGUAACUCUAAAACAGCGUGCAGUUAAGGAACGUCGAAGCGAAGAAAAAGAAAAAAUAUCGUAAAGAACAAAUUAUCGUAACAAAUAAAACUAAAUUGUUUAACAUAGAGAGUGUAUAGCUAACGUAAAAGAAAGACGUGAAAAGUGAAGGAAAAAUAUCGUAAAGAACACAUUAUCGUAACAAAUAGAACUAAAUUGUUUAACAUAGAGAGUGUAUAGCCAACGUAAAAGAAAAACGUGAAAGGUGAAGAAAAAAUAUCGUAAAGAACAAAUGAUUGUAACAAAUAAAACUAAAUUGUUUAACAUAGAGAGUGUAUAGCCAACGUAAAAGAAAGACGUGAAACGUGAAGGAAAAAUAUCGUAAAGAACAAAUUAUCGUAACAAAUAAAACUAAAUUGUUUAACAUAGAGAGUGUAUAGCCAACGUAAAAGAAAGACGUGAAAAGUGAAGAAAAAAUAUCGGAAAGAACAAAACGAAUUGUUUAACAACGAGAACGUAAAAGUGUAACGUCGAAGCGAAGAAAACGAAAAAAUCAUCGUAACAAACAAAACGAACUAAGUUACGAUCGAACAGUGGAACAAAAAUAUCACAAUACGUUAAAAAUAAAAAUAAAAUAGAACACAUAAAAAAAAAGAAUAAAACAAAAAACGGAAUAAAAUAAAAUCAAAAUAAUUAAUAUACGAUAAAUAAUUCAACAAAAACUCUAUUCCACAACCGAAUGGGGAAUGUCGUAAGUGCGACUACCUACUUGGUGAAACAAAAUCAAAAGUCCAAAGGCAACAUUACGAACGAAGGCAAACAACAAAAUGGAGCGCGAAACCAGAGAAAUGGCGAUUCAAAACAUCAAACUCAUUCAACCAUUUGAUGGUGAUCGAAACUACUUAGCACUCUUUAUUCAAGGGGUCGACGCGAUCAUGCCACAGUCUCCUGUUAUAUCGGAAGAGACGAAAGUAUUCUAUCUACACUGUGUCAUAAAAAUACUCAGAGGCGCUGCAUUGGACUCGGUUAGGCGAGAGCAACCACCAGAUUGGAUGAUGCUGAGGCAGUUACUUAUAGAUGAAUUCGGAGAACACACGGCAGUUUCAACACUAAUUUUAGAAAUAAGCAAUAUUAAAUUUAAAAACAAUGUUAAGCUACUAUGCGAAGAGAUUAAUUUAGAAGUUUGUAAAGUAAAGGAUGUUAUCAAACUAAAAAAUGAAAUUUGUUCAACUAAAAUAUUUUUGUAUAAUGAAUUAGAUAAGAUAAGUUUGAAAACAUUAAAAAGAGAAUUGCCAAACUAUUUAACUGCGUUAAUAAACGCAAAUCUUGCAACCGACCUUAAGUCGGCAAUCAAAAUAUUAAAAGAAAACGAUGUUUAUGAAAAUAAUAAACAAUUCUCUAAACAGAAAACAAUUCAAAGAACUAACGCAAAUUCGAAACAACCUAAUUAUAUGAAUAACAAUAUUAAUAGUAAUAUAGAAUAUUUUGCAACCAAUACGAAUCAAUUUCCAGUUCGUUCCAAUUACAACACUUUUUCAAAAAAUUACCCAUUGUCCAAUCAAAAUAAUUAUUAUAAAAAUAAACCAUUUUUCAAUGAACAUAGCAAUCAACAAUAUACUUUACAGAAUAAUCAUUUCUCACAAGUUAGGCAUACACCUUUCAAUUCUGCAAACAUUUAUACUAAUAGAAACUUAAAUAAUUUAAAACAAGAUAAAAUUCAUGGGUCAAACCAAUCUCGAUUAAGACGCUUUGGCUAUCCUGAACCAAUGGAACAAGAUGAGGUAAAUUUUCGCUUAACAGCCUCGGAAGGCCCCCCACAAUUGAAUUGAAAUUUAAUAAAAAAUAUUAUAAAUUUUUAGUCGACACAGGUUCAUCAGUUAGUUUAAUAAAGCCUGGAAUAUCCAACGAAAA
This is a messenger RNA of Bactrocera neohumeralis, 2357 nucleotides long. RefSeq names its product probable serine/threonine-protein kinase DDB_G0283337. The record is from RefSeq and is a predicted model, not a curated record. The coding region runs from base 1274 to 2275 and encodes 333 amino acids. NCBI's taxonomy places the organism in Eukaryota, Metazoa, Arthropoda, Insecta, Diptera, Tephritidae. The transcript has a single exon.